AUGGUGUAUCUCAAGGUGUCGGCUCAAAAGGGGAGAGAUCGAUUCAGCAAGGUUGGCAAGUUAGCUGUGCGCUACAUAGGGCCAUACCGAAUCAUUGGAAGAGUUGGAGUAGUGGCUUAUCGAUUGGAGCUACCUCCAGACAUGAAUUUGCAUCCUGUGUUUCAUGUUUCUUUGCUAAGGAAACAUGUACCGGAUCCAAAUGCCAUUGAACGGGAGAGGCCGGAAGAGCUUAGGAGAAACCUAACUUACCCGGAGGGACCUCUCAAGAUUGGUUUGAGACGUGUUAGAGAGUUGAAGAAUCGGAGGAUUCCUCAAAUACAAGUGUAUUGGGGAAAACAGAACCGUAUGGUGGUGACUUGGGAAGAUGAGGAACGAUUUCGUUCUAACUACCCAGAGUUCUUUGAAGGGGAGGCUCAGUUGGAGCAAGGAGGACCUUCUCAUACUUAA
Molecule: messenger RNA, 447 nt
Organism: Microthlaspi erraticum
Lineage: Eukaryota; Viridiplantae; Streptophyta; Magnoliopsida; Brassicales; Brassicaceae
Source: the annotation of a GenBank genome assembly